This is a messenger RNA of Thlaspi arvense, 1149 nucleotides long. The record is from the annotation of a GenBank genome assembly. NCBI's taxonomy places the organism in Eukaryota, Viridiplantae, Streptophyta, Magnoliopsida, Brassicales, Brassicaceae.
CAACGAAAAUGUAAUCACACACACACCCACAAAAACAUCCUUUGUCUUUCCCAUAAUCCGUACAGAGAGGUAUAAUAAAUAAAUAAAAGAUUUUAAAAACGCGUAGAACUUUUCUCAUUUCACUCGGAGAAACCAAUCUCUACUUCAACAACUUAUUUAAUGCCAAUGAGUCCAUGACCUCUAAAUCUAAGAAGCAGAUCGAUUAGUACUAACAUAUCUACCACAAUUCAGGAGGUUUCCUUUUGUAGCAUAUAUUUAUAUAUCACAUACAAAAAUGGCGGAGGAGCUUACGAUUGGGUUUCGGUUCUAUCCCACGGAAGACGAACUCAUUGCAUUCUACCUACGAAACCAGCUCGAUGGAAGGAGUGAUGACUCAAUGCACCGUGUCAUACCCGUUCUAGACGUCUUCGAGGUCGAGCCUAGCCAUCUUCCAAAUAUUGCGGGAGAGAGAUGUCGAGGAGACGCUGAACAAUGGUUCUUCUUUGUGCCAAGACAAGAACGCGAAGCAAGAGGAGGCAGACCAAGCAGAACCACUGGUUCAGGAUAUUGGAAAGCGACAGGAUCACCCGGUCCAGUCUUUUCCAAAGAUAACCGAAUGAUUGGAGUCAAGAAAACUAUGGUUUUCUACACUGGAAAAGCCCCAACAGGAAGAAAAACAAAAUGGAAGAUGAAUGAGUACAAAGCCGUUGAUGAAUCAUUCAACGUUUCCACAAUCCCUAAGUUGAGACAUGAAUUCAGUUUAUGUCGUGUCUACAUAACAUCAGGAAGCUCAAGAGCUUUUGAUAGACGCCCUGUGGGAGUUUUUCAGACAGAGAGAAUGCUUACAAGUGACGUUGCAGUUGCCGAGACAUCAUCUCGUGUAGAAUUCAGCUCACCGGAAACUUCGAUUUCAGGAGGAGAACAUGUUGAUUUCUACGUGAAUGCAGAGAUGAUUGAUGGUUUAACAGAACCAAUCUGGGAAUGGGAACAGCUGAAUUGGCCUUGAUGAAGCUGGAUUCAUUAUCAAGCAAAUUAAAGUUACUAAAUUAUUACGUAGUUGAAUUUAUGACCACAGAGAUUCUUUUUUUUCCCUUGUAAACGUGAGACUUUGAGCAAGAAUAAUUGACAAAAGGUGACAUUAUAAAAAAAAAAUUGUUUUUGUUUUCUCUU